CAGCCUUUCUUCUUCUUCGUCACACUGUUCCCUUCUUCUGCUUCACCUCUUUAUCCUGUCCUCCCUUCUACUGUUCUUCUUCAUCAGCAGUUAGAAGGAAACGUCAGGGAAGAUCUAUCUCCUCCACUUCACAAAAGAAGCUGCAAUCUUCUCAUCAUGCGUCUUCCCUUUCAAGAAGCAGACCAGGCAAGGGAUGAUCUCUUGAGUUAAUUUUUCCCUUUCAGAGAAAGCCCAUUUGCUUACUUGCCUUUCUGUUUAUUGUUCUUUCGUGUCAAAGGAAGAAGACCUCCCAUCUUGUGCUUUCUAGCUAAUUAUUUGGAUGUAAAAGAGAAAACUCAGAUUUGUAUCACCUUUUUAACAAAAGAACAAAAACAUCAUCAGCUGGAAUGAUUAUUGGUAACCACAUCUGGAAAGAUGGCAGUUCUUCUUCCUUUGAUAACUACCGACACCAUCAUCAAGUGAUUGUUGUUGCUAUUGGUUAUGAAUUUUCUAGUUUCUGUUAAAACUUAAAUAUAGUUGCCUGCGCUUACUUGAAGAAAUUGGAACCUGUAGAUCUUCCCCUACAGUUAUCUUCCUCCUCUCUUUCUUGCUGCCCCUGCCGUCACCGCAACCUCCAUCACUGCGACGUUGCCAUUAUCAGAAUCAGAAGGGAACUGCGUUAUUCCCUUAUGAUAUUGCCGUCUUAACCACCACCAUCAUUGCCAUCUUCUUCAAAAUCAUCGUCACCCUCAUCCUUUUCCGGCCAGAACUGCUAUUGUUAAUACCUGAUCCUCUAUCCCAACGGAAGCAUAAAUCCUUCAUAUUUCUUCCCAGUAUUAUGUUCAUCAAAAUCAUGACUACUGCAUCCACUAACCCUUAUAUUAUGUUAGAAUCCUGAACAUCAUUUCCGUCUUAUAAUCUUCCUCUCCUGUCAUUUCAUUUGUCAUCAUCUCUACUAAGAGGAGAAAAGGAAGGCCUCCUUUUAGCUUUUCUUUUCUUCAUGUUUCUCGCUGCAUCACUACAGCAUCCAUGGAGCUAGAGACUGCACUGCACCGUGCACCAUCCGAUAAUGCUCUCCCUUUCUAUAUUCAACCUUCUUUGCCUAACAACGGAUCAGCCAACACCAUCCUCGUAUCUCCUCUACCACGUUUAACUCUGCCGUUCGACUACCUCACUAAUGGUGCCGACGGCGGCGGCGGCGGCGGCGGCGGCAGCGGCGGCAGCAGCAGUAGUGGAUCCAGUUGCAUGGAGCAGCUGCUGAUCCAUUGCGCCACGGCUCUUGAAACACAUGACUCAACUUCAGCUCAGCAAAUCCUCUGGGUCUUGAACAACAUUGCUUCACCAGAUGGUGACUCCACGCAGCGCCUCACUUCAGCAUUCCUGCGAGCACUCAUCACUCGUGCUGCUCAAAGUGGUGGAGCCGCUCCUCCUUGCUUCCUUCAGCACUUUCCCUGCCGCACCGAGCCGCCGACCCGUCGCCUCAGCGUGAUCGAGCUUGCUGGAUUCCUCGAUCUCACUCCUUGGAACCGGUUUGGGUUCUCUGCUGCCAAUGCAGCCAUAGCCGAAGCUGUGGAGAGCUUCUCAGUUGUUCGGAUUAUUGAUCUCAGCCUUUCACAUUGCAUGCAAUGGCCUACUUUAAUCGACUCCCUCUCAAACAGGCCGGAAGGUGCACCCUUUAUACGGCUGCAAGUCUUCUCCGGUACAAUUUCCAGCCACUUGCCGGAAAUUGACAUGACCUACGAAGAGCUUGGCAUUAGGCUCACCAACUUCGCACGGUCGCGGAAUGUGGGGUUGGAGUUCACACUCAUUUCCGUUGAUGGAAUCCCAUCCUUGAUGAAAGAGUUGCAGAAUCAAAGGCUAGAAAUAAUGAACCAAAGGCUUGAUACCAUGUUGGAAGAGGCACUUGUUGUCAAUUGCCAGAUGUUGUUGCAUUAUAUUCCAGACGAAACACUGGAUGCCAAUUCGAGCUCUGGCUUUCAUAUCAGUUCUCCUGCUUCUGCUUCUAGUUCUCUUCGAUUUGAACUUCUGAAAGAGAUCAGAAGCAUGGAACCCACCAUUGUAACCCUUGUUGACGAAGAUGCUGAUCUGACAUCUACCAAUUUGGUGGCAAGGCUUAAAUCAGCUUUCAAUUACCUGUGGAUUCCCUUUGAUGCAGUGGAGACAUUCCUUCCCAGAGAAAACAAGCAAAGGAUCCUAUAUGAAUCAGAUAUCUGCCAUAAGAUUGAGAACAUUAUUGCGUUUGAAGGAGAGAGGAGAAUAGAAAGAUUAGAGUCCAAGGCAAGAUGGGUCCAACGGAUGGAAAGAGUUUCUUUUAGAAAUAUUGGCUUCAGUGACGACACAGUUGCAGAGAUGAAGAGCUUGUUGGAGGAGCAUGCUGCUGGAUGGGGGUUGAAGAAGGAGGAUGAUGAUUUGGUGUUGACAUGGAAGGGACACAAUGUGGUGUUUGCUACCGCUUGGGUGCCCACAUAAGUAAGAACAGAUAGAAAAUGGAAGACUGUAAAUUACUGUUUUCUUUGUUUUUCCUUAGUUGUUUCUAACUCUUGUUUCUUUUUAUUCUUCUCCCUUUUUAUUUGUAUGUGCUGAUUUAGAAACAUGGUAACGAUUGUUCUUACUGCGAAACAUGAC
This is a messenger RNA of Nymphaea colorata (pocket water lily), 2604 nucleotides long. Its product is annotated as scarecrow-like protein 32. Gene Ontology annotation, biological process: regulation of DNA-templated transcription. The transcript has a single exon. Gene Ontology annotation, molecular function: sequence-specific DNA binding; DNA-binding transcription factor activity. NCBI's taxonomy places the organism in Eukaryota, Viridiplantae, Streptophyta, Magnoliopsida, Nymphaeales, Nymphaeaceae. Bases 1009 to 2448 code for a protein of 479 amino acids. The record is from RefSeq and is a predicted model, not a curated record. Gene Ontology annotation, cellular component: nucleus.